UCAUUCACAGCGCUCGCUCAAGCUCAAUUCAAUCUCAAUCACUCUGCGCUCAGAUUGAUGAAAAGUGGUAUUUGUUUGCGUGCCUGCUUUGUGUUCUUCAUUGUAUUGCAUGGACUCAAUUUUAAUGAAGUUAUUUAAUCGUUAGCGAGUAAAAAGUAUUUUAUUUAGUUAUCGCCAUAAUGGACUUCUUACAAGUGAAAGUGUUUAAAAGAUGGGUUACGGCGACGAGCCUAUUGGUGUUAUUUUUGAGUUACAGCGUUGAAGCAUGGGACUUAACGUACUCAUUGGACUCAACCUCCUCGGGCUACAUCGUGCCCCUGGAGCGCCAGAGGCGGGACAUCGUGCCGAUGGAGACCGCCACAUCCGCUGCGCCCACGACGCCGCUGGUUUCGACUGUUGCUUCUAUACCUCUGGCGCCAACCGAUGACAUCAACAGGACUGUCAAAAAUGCUUCAGCUGCGCCGCCUUCGGUGACAGAAAUCCCGCUCCUGGGUGUCAACGGCAGCGGCAUCCUGAAGGUGGACCUCUCCGGCAACUUGCCCAAAGUCAGCGACCCGAUCGUGCCUGACGAUGGACUGAACGUGACGGAGAUUAUGUCGGAGACGCCCGAGCUGAUCAAGGCUGAACACAAUUUAACUGCUUUGACUAUUGAUAGCCACGAAUUCUACAACAGUUCGUUUAUCGGGAACGUGACGUAUUUCAACGAACACUGGAAGAACAUAACAACUGGGACGGCUACAGUGCACAAUAUAUUGAGCCAUUCGCACAGGCGCGCGGCGUCUAUAAACCUAAGCUUCCCGUUCCCGUUCUACGGUCACAAUAUAACGAACAUAACAAUGGCUACCGGCGGGUUUAUCUACACCGGUGACCAUGUGCACAACUGGUUGGCGGCCACGCAGUACAUUGCUCCGUUGAUGGCAAACUUCGACACAACUCUAAGCAAUGACAGCCUGGUCUCUUAUAGCGACGACGGCGAGAAGUUUACGGCGUUCUGGCACAACGUGGCGCUGCAAGAGAACUCGUCGACUUCGUUCACGUUCGCGUGCACAUUAUACAAGAACGGGGACAUUGUGUUCGCAUACAAAAAUAUCCCUAUGCGUAUACAGGACAUAAACGAAACAUUCCACCCGGUCAAAGUUGGCAUUAGCGACGCUUACAUCACCGACAGGAUAGUAUUCUACGUCCGCCGCAAGACAAUAUACGAGUACCAUCGCGCCAGCUUCAAGAACCACGAGAUCACUAACAGCACGAUCCUGAAGUUAGAGGCGUUGCCCACAUGCAUGCAGUACGACACGUGCGAGGCCUGCCUUAACCACAACACCGCCUUCAACUGCACGUGGUGUAACAGCAUACGAAAAUGUUCGAGUGGCACUGAUAAGAAUAAACAAGACUGGACUCUCAGAAGUUGCGACCGGCGAGCGGUGACAAACGCGACGUCGUGCCCGAAGCCCGCCGCGAACGCUGACAACUCCAGUAGUACAGCGUAUGAGACUGUCGGUCAGGGGCAGCCGUUCCACGACCCCGUUGUGCACGCGUUCGAUUCGCCGCCAAGUCAGCCGCGGGCUCAGCAGCCGCCGUCGGCGCCUCAACCCCAGCCGGUGGCGACGUCGGACGGUCAACCGGCCCUGCACUCGGGGGUGGGCGGCGUGAUCGCCGGGUUCGUGGUCGUAGCGCUCGUGAUGAGUCUUGUCGCGUGGACCGUGUACGCAUUCAGAAAUCCACACACAAGAAGCGGACAGUUACUCAUCAAGUACCGACCGUCGCAAUGGAAUUGGCGUCGCGGCGAAGCCCGCUAUACAGCGGCCACCAUUCACAUGUAAAGUGGACGCAGUCUGCCAACAGCCAACCCAACGCCCCGCACCGAACAUCUGUCCAAUGUUUAGCUUUCCAAAUAUGCUCCGACGAAAGUUUGAGAACCACUGCAUCCGAUAAAAAAAAACUGGUGUGUGUGUGCAUAAAAUACAUGUUUUGAGAGCUAUCGAGAUUUUUACCAUUUAUAAAUGUGGGAAACAGUUUUUGUACUACGAAUUUUUCAAAUAUUCACUUCUAAAUCUUUAUACACUUUUGUAACAUAUGUAUUUGUAUUGUAGUUAUAUGUAAUUCUAGUUUUUUUAUUGGGACGUUAAAGAUUUGUCUGCCGUUCCCAUUGUUUUAGAAUUGAUCGAAUGAGACAGCAUUUUUUCUAUAGCAGCUAUUUUUUCGAUAGCUAAUAGGCGCCACUGAUCGCGUCCUGUCAAAUAUGGGUGACAUCUAAAAAUGAGGCCGCGCACAUGCGCACAACAAAAUGGUACAAAUUUUCUGUGGAAAUGAACCUUUUUUUUUUUUUACACCAGUUGUUUCUGGAUAAAGGUGACCACUUACCAUCAGAUAACUCGCUUGCUCGUUUGCCGUCCUGUACCAUGAAAUGCCUCUAGUGGCGAUAGCUCUCAUUCUAAAACGUCCGGCAUUCCAUAACUCAAACUCAUUUAUUGUAUAUUUUGGGUUUACAUAUGGUGUGUACAUAUGAUGUCACAGAAGCGUCUCCUGUAUUUAUAUGCCUAAGUCGUUGCCCGCAGCUCCGCCCACCGUAGCCUAUGUUUGACCUCGGGUCGCUAACCAUAUCUAUUUCAAAUUUCAUCAAAAUCGGCCUAGCGGUGAAAGCGUGACAGACAGACUAUAGCAUUUAUUAUGAGUAUGGACGUUUGUUUUCUUUCUUGAUUGUUACUUAUUUACGUUAUAUAAAACAUUUCAUAUCAACAAAUAUUACAAAUGCGACACUUUGUGAGCUUACGUCAAAUUAAUAAUAGAAAUAGAAAUAAAUUUAUUCAUAGCAUACUUAAUAUACAUCACUGCAAAAUGAACAAAAUGUUAAUAUUACAAAGGUACAUUAACUAUGCUACAAAAGGGUACCACUCAGCUUGUGCCGUGACGCCAUGACGCCGAUCUUCAGGGAUACCAAACAAGAUGGCGCUACCAGAAAAGAGUUUGCGAGAUAAAUCCUCGAAACAUAUACUAUUAUAUUAUCAAAACAACAAUGCGAUGAUGGAUGAACAUUAUUAAUGACUGGGAAAUAGGCGUGCACGUUUUUUUUGCAAAAUUAUAUAAAUUGUGUGUCAUUAUGAUGUGUUAAUCCAUCGUCGAUUAAGUUGAAGAUUCAUUAUGUGAUUCGCAUUUUAUGAAGGAAGUGUGUGGUGUCCAUUCGGACACUGUGCAUUUAUUCCAUCGUCCGUCCGAGCAUGAUUCGGUCAAGUUAGUAACUGUGAACAUUUGCUAUAUAAGACAUUUUCGUAAAAACUCGUUUUCGGAGAAAUAAGUACUUCCGUUUUUUUUUAUUUUUUUAUUUUAUGAGUGUUAUACUAUAACAAAAAUAUUUAUUUUUCUGUUGGAAAAAGCCUUUGUUUUAUUGGUAGAUAUCAUAUUUGUUUUUGCGUAAAAAUAAAUACUAUAAAUUGGAAUUGAGUUAGCGAGCACGUCUUAGUAUUGAUAUCACAGGUAAUUAGAAUUAUUAAUAUAAAAUUAAUUGUUUGAAUUUACUUGAUCAACAAAUCUUGUGUUAAAACAAAAAGUUCUAGAACGCAUGUGUCAAAGGAUAUUUAAAUACGUUUAUAUAUUGCAAAACAAUUGUUAUUCCAUCAGUUAUUAUUAUUGUGAUGAUUUGUGAUCUGAAGUGGGGUCGGCAACGAGUUCUAAAGUUAAAACGAGCAUAUCUUAUGAGUAACUAACUAGUUAAGGUUAACUAUUACCACCUAAAAAUUUCACGUCAAUCGGACUGUAUUCAUAUAUAAAAGCUAAUAUUUCAUUCGAGUGAAUGACAGUGCAGCUUAGGAAAUCACUUAUUGUAACAAACGUCAAGACUUGGGUCAAGACUUCUUAUAAGUAUACAUUAAUAUACAAUUGCCCUGAUAAUUAGGGGUUCUAGGUAGCUGGUGGUGAGGCGUUGUGCAGACUAUACAUCGUAGUGCCUUGAGUUCCGUAGGACAGAAAUCCGUCCCGUGAGUCACGUCUCGAUCGAAAUUACGUAGGUUUUAAUUUAAAAAAUAUAUAUAUACAAAAUCGAUUUAUUAUAGAAAUUUUAUUUUUGGCAUAUUAUUGGUAAUUGGAUCAAAGAUUUUAAAUAUACAAAAUAAAAUCUACCUUUUAUAAUAUUUAAUUUUACUAAAUAUUAUACAAAAUGGAACCUCAUUUAUACACAAGGAAUAUAAUUCCUGAUUUACACAUACAAGUUACGAAUCUACUAAAACUUGAUUAUCUCGACUUGAAUCUAUUAGGUUGUAAGUGGUCAAAUGUUUCUAUUAAAAAUAUUUAUCCUUUUACUGUGUAAUAACAAUGCCCUGUUCCCCCAGUGAGAACGAGGCUUUACAUAUCUUAUAAGGAAUCUCUAUAUCAAAGUUUAAAUGUCAAUUAUAAUACAAUAUAUUAACUUGCUCACUUAAUUAGAUUAAUUAAAACACAUUUUAUUUUAAUAAUGUUAUCGUUGUCUUACGGAACUCAUCAUUCUAAUUUGAGUGUACAAAGUGCACUGUUGACCAAAUUUCUACUGUAAUACAUACGUUGUUUGGAAUAGUUAAGGUAUUUUAUAUGAGAAUUAGUGAUAUUACGAAUUAAAAAGUAUAUAUUAUUGUCAUAGUUUAUUAUAUAAUUUGAUUUUGGGAUUUUUAUAAUGUAUUGUUUUGGUACUUACUGCAGUUACAUUUGACAACUACUGGUAAUUAUUUACACAAUAGAUGUUGCGGUGCAGCAUCACGGCAACUGCCAGACCAGAUAUUUUUAUCAGGUACGAUAAAACAAUGAACACUUGAGAUUAUAAAGUGUAAAUGAUAUUGUUAGGAACCAAAUUGACCAAUAAAUUGUGCCGUUGAAUAAUA
Plodia interpunctella (Indianmeal moth) is the source of this 4844-nucleotide messenger RNA. Its product is annotated as lethal (1) G0289. Lineage: Eukaryota; Metazoa; Arthropoda; Insecta; Lepidoptera; Pyralidae. The record is from RefSeq and is a predicted model, not a curated record. Bases 180 to 1820 code for a protein of 546 amino acids. The transcript is spliced from 12 exons.